Molecule: messenger RNA, 1428 nt
Organism: Morus notabilis
Lineage: Eukaryota; Viridiplantae; Streptophyta; Magnoliopsida; Rosales; Moraceae
Product: cytochrome P450 87A3
Exons: 9
Coding region: 4-1428 (474 amino acids)
Biological process (GO): sterol metabolic process
Molecular function (GO): heme binding; monooxygenase activity; iron ion binding
Source: RefSeq, a predicted model, not a curated record
AACAUGUGGAACACCAUUGGUUUGGGUGUGGUCGGAUUAGUGGUAAUAUGGAUUAGCAAUUGGAUUAGAAGAUGGAGAAACCCGAAAUGCAAUGGGGUUCUGCCGCCAGGCUCCAUGGGAUUCCCUCUCAUUGGAGAAACCCUUCCUCUCAUCAUUCCCAGUUACUCUCUUGACCUUCAUCCCUUCAUCAAAACACGGCUCCAAAGAUAUGGACCUAUUUUCCGAACAAGUAUAGCCGGUCGGCCAGUUGUGGUAUCAGCUGAUCCAGGAUUAAACAGUUUCCUUUUUCAGCAAGAAGGGAAGCUGGUUGAGCUGUGGUAUUUGGACACCUUCUCGAAAAUCUUUGUUCAGGAAGGCGAAUCGCGAACCAACGCUGCCGGCGUCAUCCACAAGUAUGCGAGGAGCAUGUUUCUGAAUCACUUUGGUGCUGAGAGGCUCAAGGAGAAAUUGCUUCCUGAGAUUGAACAAGUGGUCAACAAAACUCUAAGUGAAUGGUCAACUCGGGCCUCUGUUGAAGUCAAACAUGCUGCUUCAGUUUUGGUUAUAGAUUUCAGUGCUAAGCAAAUUAUCAGUUAUGAUGUUGAAAAGUCAUCUGAAAGCCUAAGCGAGACAUACACAGGAAUCGUGCAAGGUUUUAUGUCUUUUCCCUUGAAUAUUCCCGGGACAGCAUACAAUCAAUGUCUAAAGGGCCAAAAGAAGAUACUAGCCAUGUUGAGGGAUAUGAUAAAGGAGAGACGGGCGUCGCCUGAGACGAAUCGAGGAGAUUUCCUAGAUCAGAUCUGCAAAGACAUGAACAAGGAAAAGUUCUUAUCUGAGGAUUUCAUAGUGCAGCUGAUUUUUGGGGGCUUAUUUGCUACGUUUGAAUCUGUUUCAGCAAUAAUGGCGUUGGCUUUUGAGUUACUUUCGGAGCAUCCUUCAGUAUUGAAGGAGAUGAUGGCUGAGCACGAAGCAAUACUCAAAAACAGAGAAGAUCCAAAUUCUUCACUCACAUGGGACGAAUACAAAUCGAUGACUUUCACUCUCCAAGUUAUAUUAUUAUUAUUAUUAUUAUUAUUAUUAUUACCUGGGCUAUUACGUAGAGCACUAAAAGAUAUUCCAGCAAAAGGAUUUACAAUUCCUGCAGGUUGGACAAUAAUGCUUGUCACCUCCAGUCUGCAGCUAAAUCCAAAUACAUUUGAAAACCCCCUUGAAUUCAAUCCGUGGCGUUGGAAGGAGCUCGAUUCGCGUGUCGUAUCGAAGAAUUUCUUGCCGUUCGGAGGAGGAACGAGGCAAUGUGCAGGAGCAGAGUACAGUAGAGUUUUCAUGGCUACUUUUUUCCAUGUCUUGCUCACCAAAUAUAGGUGGACAAAAAUCAAGGGGGGAAAGAUUUUUAGAAAUCCUGUUCUGGGGUUUGGAAAAGGCAUUCAUAUCAACUUCUCAGAGAAGUAG